Messenger RNA from Penicillium angulare, 2052 nucleotides. RefSeq names its product LMBR1 domain-containing protein. Lineage: Eukaryota; Fungi; Ascomycota; Eurotiomycetes; Eurotiales; Aspergillaceae. The record is from RefSeq and is a predicted model, not a curated record. The transcript has 2 exons. Gene Ontology annotation, cellular component: membrane. Bases 1 to 2052 code for a protein of 683 amino acids.
AUGUUCUCGGUCUCCGUACCGCCCGUCUCCGUGGGCUCCAACGUCUUCUUCGUCUUCGCCCUCAUCUUAAUUUCCGUCAUCGUUCUCUUCCUCUUACGCCGCUUUCUGACCCUUCGAGCCACACCCGCCUACCUCUUGGUUCCUAUAUUCUUGGCCCUCGCCCUCCCAGCCAGUGUAGUGCUACUCGUGCCAAUCGAUUUAGCGUCCAGCUCGCGCGAUGACGGCACCGGUCCCAAAGCCAUCUGGUUACCCGAUCGGGUGGUGCUGGUCUGCUGGCGUAUUGCCUAUUGGCUCAUUUUCAUGCUAACUUGGGCCAUCCUUCCCUUACUCGGCGAGUACGUCGACUCCGGAUACCGGGAACCCAAGGCUCGCCUGAUCUACUCUUUCCGCCAAAACGCCCGCUACCAGUUGAUUGUUUUGACCUGUGCCGUGGUGGGGCUAGUCUAUGUCAUAAUAUCCAACGGUUUCCAUUUCAGUUCCAUCAAGGGUCUAGCGAUGGCGCUAGCGUAUGCGUGGGGUUUAGUCUUGGCCAUUUACCUGAUGGGACAUGGUCUCGUGUCCAUUCCCCGCAAUCUAUUCCGCAACGGUAACGUGAGCAGUCGAUUGCGACGGGUUCAAGCCCAGGCACCCAAGGUACACGAUCGCUUAAUGGACGCUGUCAAUGAACUCGAAAGUCUCAAUGCACAAGUCGCCCAGCUCCAACAGCGAAAGACCGGGACUGCCCGCGAUUUUCAAGAAUGGAUCGAGGAUCUCUCCGAGGGUUCUGGCUCUGCUGAUGUCCGAGUCCCAAUCUUGGAGACACCAGAAGCCGCCAGUGCAGUUCCAUCCGUCAUUACAGAGCGUUAUCUGGCUGAUCUGACGAGGCGGUUACAACGCGCCCGGCAUAUGAAGGCCCGAUUCGUGGAUGAAUGGGAUCGCCUUGUUCAACUCGCCGGGGAUCUUCAAGCCAUCAUCAAUUCGAGUGCUUCCAAGAAACUUGAGUUUGCCCAGGCGCCUCGUCGGUCUCGCGUCAAGGUUUUAACACCCUAUCUGCGUUACCAACUGCACUCGAACAUUAUUCCAUCGGUCCGAAUGGCCUUUGGAGCUUUCUUCUCUGUCGCUUCCGUCUGUAUUGUCUGGUCUGAGUUGAUCAAGUCGGUGGCGCCCCAGUUCUCUGCCGUGAGCUUAACUAUAGUUCCUAAUUGGAAAGAUCCCAAGCCCCUCGGAUUCGGCAAGCAGGUCAUAACGUCUGCUUGGCUGUUGUACAUGUGUUCUGCGGCCCUUGUUGGUGUCAAUGACGUCAAGGUCUGGGGCAAUCGAGCUCUUGUGCGCCGUAAUACAUACGGCGAGAGUGCAUGCUGGUACGCCAGUCUAGUUGCCCGCCUGACAGUACCAAUCGCGUACAACUUUUUGACCUUCCUGCCGAAAGAUUUCCGUGGAACCACCACCUUUGAUCAAUUCCUGGGUCGUCUCAUCAACCUGACAUACAUUGGUACGGGUUUCGAUUUCAUCUUCCCAAUUUUCAUCCUGUUCCCCAUCUGCGCCACUCUAUUCAACCUGUAUGGCCGAAUCAAGAACGUCUUCGGCUUCGGUAUGGCAGACGAAGAUGAACUAUAUGAUGUCGAAAGCAACCCCUCUGGAUACGGAAUGGGUGGCUGGCGUGAAGGUCGAGAUCUGAUUGAGCGCGAACUAAACGGAUUCGGCUCCUUAGCCGUCUCCUCGCGUGGUACCCGCUCCACAUGGGCCGCUGACCGUGAUGAGACCGACUCCCGUGGUUCUUCACGUCUCCGAGUCUCUAGUGGCGAGGGCUCUCGAUCUCCUGGAUCUUCCCAGCGACCCGUCGCCGCACCCACAAUUGUCGACGGCGAAGAAGACGAAGAGGAGAAUUUCUUCCAGUCCUUCGCUCAUCGUGUUCGCAACACGUUCGAAACAACCAACAAGCCCCAAUGGCUCCAAGGAGAUCAAUUUCGUUUCCCUCGUUGGAUGUCCGGUGACAAUAACACCACGGAAGAUGAUGGCGUCACCCGUCUAUUCGGUGGACGUGCAACACCUGGCCGUCUUCGUCUAGGAUAG